Molecule: messenger RNA, 1077 nt
Organism: Aspergillus chevalieri
Lineage: Eukaryota; Fungi; Ascomycota; Eurotiomycetes; Eurotiales; Aspergillaceae
Product: putative histone acetyltransferase (MysT1)
Exons: 1
Coding region: 1-1077 (358 amino acids)
Biological process (GO): regulation of DNA-templated transcription
Molecular function (GO): histone acetyltransferase activity
Source: RefSeq, a predicted model, not a curated record
AUGGCUCCGAACGAUUCCCCAUCGACGCACCCGAAUCCUCCGGUCGAACUGAACGUAAAGCAAGUCGUACUUGGCGACCUAUCGUUCCAGACGUGGUACCAAUCGAUAUACCCCGAAGACCUCGUGAGUAAGGACAAUGAUCUGCUGUACGUCUGUCGCUGGUGUUUUCGGUAUUCCUGUGAUGUCGACGCCUACGUGAAGCACACGCGUACCUGCGAACAUCGGGCGACACCUCUCGGGACACAAGUCUACGACCAUGGAGGGUAUUCGGUGUGGGAGAUUGAUGGGGAGGAACAUAAACUAUUUGCGCAGAAUAUCUCGCUGUUUGCGAAGCUUUUCGUCGACCACAAAUCCGUCUUUUUCGAUGUCGCUUCCUUCCUCUUCUAUAUCUUGACCUUCACCGAUCCCGAUGACCCCAAGAACUACCAUAUACUGGGUUACUUCUCGAAGGAAAAAUUGUCGUGGGAUGCGAAUAACCUGGCCUGCAUUCUGAUAUUCCCGCCGUACCAACACAAACAACUGGGAAAGCUAUUAAUGGGCGUGAGCUACAAACUGAGUGGUUGGGAGCGCGACACGGGUUUGAUUGGAGGUCCAGAGAAACCCCUAAGUGAAAUGGGCCAGAAGAGCUAUGUUCGUUUUUGGGAGGAGCGACUGGCUAGGUACUUUUUGACAUGCUCACACGAGCAUGAUGACUCGGAUGAAUCGCAGCCGCAGCAACAGAAAGGAAAGAACUCCAAGAGUUCCCGGAAAAAGCACCCUCAAGAACGGAUAUCUGUCCAGGAACUUGGCCAAGCGACAGGCAUGUUGGCUGAGGACGUGAUUACCACCCUGAAAAGUAUGGGAGCUGCUGAACCCGAUACGAAGACCCCGAAAUCUAAACAGACACAAUCAUAUGCAGAGACAGAAGAAGACAAUGGUCAGGCGGUUAUUAUUCGAAAAUCCAAAGUGUUGGAUUGGGCCAAGGCUCAUAAACUCACUCUGAGAGAUCCUGUACGAGAAGAAGGAUUCCUGGGUGAUUAUGCCCUGACGAGCAUGCCGGAAGAAAGCACGAUAGAAAUUCCAGACGAGGAUGAAUAA